AAGUCUAACGGACGCACUGUAUCGUUUGUAGCGGUUAUUUAUUUGAAGUGGCAAAAGCGUUUACGUAUUUUUCAUUCACGAUUCGAACAAACAACGAGAGGCGAACGAAAACGACGGCCAAGCCGAUUUAGUGUGGAAUUUUCGGUACUUCUUGAAAUUCGUUUGGAAUCAAAUCGUUGCAAAUCAAGACGAUUAGGUGCGCGCGCGUGCCAAUAGUCAAAACAUUUGAAUUUCGGAUUCCAACGAUCAAAAUAAAGCGGAAAAACAUAUACAUCGAGAAAGAGAGAGAGAGAGAGAGAGAGAGAGAGAGAGAGAGAAGAUAGAGCUCGGAAUUAAAAUCCGAAACUAAAAGAAAGGCGAACGAACAACAACAACAACCGAAAAAGGAAUUCGACUCGGAAUUUCUUGCAAAACAUUUUCCUCUGCACUCCGGAAAAUAAACAAAGUGGAUUAUUUUCGCUCGUAGUUGAAAAUUUUGAUUGAAUGUUAUAAAACGCAAGGACUCGCUCAGUUACUCCAAGACUAAUUUCAAGAGUUCUUCACGUACUUUGUUGUUUAAUUUUUUUUUUAAAUUUUACAAACAAGUGAAACAAUUUCGAUUGUCUUAAAACGCAUCUAAGCGUCGGCGACGUUGACUUUGGAUGCAAAAUAAUAAUAAAAAAGAAAGUCGACACACACAGAGAGAAAUCAACCAAACGAACGGAGUAAAGGGCGAAAGAGAGUGGGUGAGUGAGUGAGUGAGAAACAUUUUGAUGGACUUUCGAUCUGCUUGGAACACUGCGUUGAGCACUUAUUAAAUAAUCUCUUUUGUUGAUGGAAAAUCCUUUUAUUGUGAUUACUCACAUCGUCGGCAAAAUUACUCUUGUAUGUCUUUUAUGUUGAUUUGACAAAGGAGAAAACGGAUCACACAGAAAAGACUUUAUAUUUAUAUAUCACAUCACAACUAGUGAAUAUCUAUGUGUGUGUGUGUGUGUGUGUAUCGGUGAACUUUUGCAUAAAAUUUGUGUGUUUCAAAACGUUUGUGUUCACUGAGACAAAGUUGCAAUAUCGAAAAUAAAAGAAGACCAGAGAUCGAGGUGAAAAAAUAGGGACACACACACAGAGAGAGAGAGAGAACGAAAAAAAAAUAAAUUAAAAUUUAUGAAAGAAAUCUUUUGUGGAAAAGUUUGCGAAAAAGUUUGUGAUUCGUGUUGAACUGCUUAAGAAUCUGUGAAACGUAAAAAGUUAUAGACGAAAAAAAAAAAAUGAAAUGAGUGAACGAUGAACGCUUAAUCAAAACGUAGUUUGAAAGAUCAAAGACGCAACGAAAAAUAAGCAGCAUCCAGCAAAUAGCAAAAACAAAAAGAAAAACACACACAAAAAGUAAAACACGAAAAAUUGUGUGGCAGCUGCAAAUAGCACUUGUAUUUCAUUUGUGUCCAUCAGAGUUGAAUUGAUUCCAUUUGGCCAUCACAACGAUCUUUGCACCGAAAAUUGCCAUCCAACCUAUCCUAUUGUGUGUUUGUGUGUCGGUUGGGAAAUUUGCAACAAGCGAUUUUGUGAGUGUGUUUGUGCGUGUGUAUUUUUGUUUUGCAAUUUGAUACCGAAAAGUGAAGCGGAAAGACACUCGCUCCGAAAUCCAAAACGAAACAAUUUGUGUGUCUCACCAAGUGCUUAAAAUCAACACAAAAAUUGAGAGACUCUUCUGGAACUUUUGUAGCGCUCCCAACAAGACACCGGCCACUAUAUUGAGAGAGAGAGAGAGAGAGAGAGAGAGAGAGAGAGAGAGAGAGAGAGCGAAAGAGACAGAGAAGGAUAUUUUGCCGGGGCCCAUUUCAAGUUAUUUACAGUCAUUUUGGCCGAAAGUUCUUUACUUUUCUUGGGUGACAAAAUUCAAUCUCGUCGCUCAGAACUCAUUCAGCCUCGACCACAUACACAAUGAGUCAGAGACAAUUCUGAAGUUUGCUUUUUCGAACGGCUGGGCCAGAGAUACAGAGAGAGAAAGAGAGAGUAGUGAAAAUAGCAAAAGUAGUAAUAAACCGAAAGCGGCAACUGAAAACGAACAGUGAAACCAAGAGCCAAGUGUAACAGUAGCAGAAACAGAAACAGAGUAACAAUAGCCAAAAUAAGUGAAAUAACAAACAACACUGAGGCUCGAGAUAGAGAACGAGCGAGAUAGAGAAUAAGCAAACCAAACCAAACGAAUGAACGGGGCAAAAGUGUAAACAAUGUGUGCAAAAUUUACACGAAAUCAAGAAAAGUUUUAACAUAUUGUGUCACCAAAAGAUUUCCUACCAGUUUGCGUAAAUAGAUCGAACGAGACGGAACUUUGAUACAUACAACCGAUGCAAAAUCCAGACAAACACAUGAGAGUAUGUGCAUAUUCAAAACAAUUGGCUACAGAUAAUUGAUUGCGUUGUUUUGAAGCGCAUGUGAAAGGUAACACACACACAUGUGACGUGGAGAAAAAAAAACGUACACACACAAAUAUUUCUUCCAACGGAAACAUUCUGUGCAUUGUCAUCCAACUAUCAAUACGUACUCAGUGCUAAAAUUGCAUUCCAUCCAAAACGGUUAAAAUUCUCAGUGAUAUUGUCAUUUAAGGAAGUAGAAAGGACAACUUCAGCCGGUGUUUGAACGCGAUAAUUAGUGAAUAAUAACAAAAGGUGCCCGCAAAACCGAAAUCAAAUCGUUUCAAAUGCAGUAGACGUGAAAAACAGAACUACAACAGAGUACUAUCGUCUCUUUAAUACAUAAAUAGAAAUAAAAGUGCAUUCUCAUAACGAGCCAAGGAUUUUUAAAAGCCAAAAAAAGAGCGAGAAGAGAGAGAGAGAGAGAGAGAGAGAGAGAGAAAAAAAAACAACAUAAAAACGAGUAAAAGGUGUGCAAAAUCUCGAGAAAAGGAACAAUAAUAAUAACAAUAAAUUAUUAAAAUAAAUGAUGAAAAUUAGGAAGAGCAACGCGUCGACACCACAAAAUUAUAGAGAAUUUAAAAGCAGCAGCAGCAGUUACCAUCACACGAAAACUUACAAAAUGAAGGCGAACAAUAGCAAUUGCAGUAGUUUGUGGCGGCGAGUCCUUAGCAUCGGUUUACUUUUACAAAUUUUGGUGAAUUGCGGCUUGUCAUCGGCGACGAUACGUAAUGUAAGUCUUCAGGUGGAUCCACCGUCCGUUCGUCGCGGCCAGCAUGCAACAUUCGUAUGCACUUAUGAUUUGGACGGUGCACCAUUGUAUUCCGUAAAGUUUUACCGUGGAGUUCAUGAAUUCUACCGCUAUUCACCCAGCGAAUUGCCAACGAGUAAAGUAUUCCAAUUUGUUGGUUUCAACGUUGACUUAUCGAUGUCAAACGCAAGCCAAGUGGUUAUGCGUAACGUUGGAUUUGGACUAUCUGGUAAUUUUUCAUGUGAAGUGACAGCUGAUGCACCAUCGUUUUCAACACGUACAGCGCAAACACUAUUGCAAGUUGUCGAAUUACCUGAGACCAAGCCUAUACUUUGGACCGAUCGUGAACGUUACGAGCCAGGCGAUGUAUUGAUAGCCAAUUGCAGUUCACCACCAUCACGACCUCGAGUUGAGCUAAAACUCUCGAUAAAUAAUUUAGUGCAAUAUUCAGCCGAACAGCAGUUUAUGGUAACAACCGACAAUUUGGUUGCAACGCGUACUAGCCUUAAGUUACAGCUGCAGAGUUCACAUUUCCAUGGUUCGCCACCGUCAACAACUGGCGGUCUCACAUUAAGAUGCAUAGCAGAGAUCCCAAAUUUGUAUUAUUUGGAAAGCACUGAAGUCGAAUUGGGUGCGCCACAAAGAGAUCCAGUACCAGCCAGAGUUACAUCGAGCUCAGCAUCACUUCCAAACCGAACCAAAGCUGCAGUGGCAGCCGCAUCGAAUGUCAUCAUUUCACUGGGUUUGAUGGUACUCCACGGCUUCUGUUGAAGCAUUGAUAGACCAUUUAAUCAAACAUUUUGUCUGUGACAAGCCAAUCUUCUUAAGUUGCUGAUUAAUAUUUUUUUUCUUUUAUUCACGUUUAUUUCCACAUGAUUGAUAUUUUCGUCUGAAAAAUGCCACACAAAGAAAAUAUUAUACUAACGAAGUGAGGGGAAAAAAUUUACCAAAGUCAUCAUAAGUAUAUUGUCUUCAAUUUUUAUGCAUAAUUUCGUUUAGUAACCACCUAUUUAGACAAAAUUUUCAAAAAAGAGUGCAAAAUAUGAAGAUUUUGUUUUAUAGACACAUACACUCAAACAAAGCUUUUCUUUUCAUUUGAUACUUUUGUUUUAAUUUGAAAAUAUAUUUGAAAUCAAUUUAAUUGGGUUGUCCUGAUUCGAAUGGCUAUGCAAAUUAUACAAAUUAAGAAGUAAAGAAAAAGUUCGCCGACAGCGAAACUUAGUUAAUAAAAAAAAAAAAAAUAAUGAUGAAAACAGGUAUUGCAAUAGCUGCAAAUGAAAUUGAUAACAUCAAGAUAUAAGAUCGAAGGUAAGAAAAUUGAUGCUGACACGCUAGAAAGAUAUUAAAGGGAAUAAAACCGUUUGGUGUUGUCAAACAGUUUGUGUGUUGUACUUGCAUGAAAACUGUCAUUUAAAGAAGCAUAUUUAUAGGCAUUUUCAUUGUUGUUUUAAUUUUCAUUUCAAAAAAUAUUGUAAAUGAGCUUUAUAUUUAAAAAAAAAAUCAAAAUGAGACACAAAAAAACCAUGUAAUUCAAAUGAUUAACAAAAGAAUCAUGAACACAGAAAAGAGAAAAUUUGCGAGAAAAAAACUAGUCCCGAGUGGGAGUAUGAAUAAGUGUGCGUGAUUAUCAUUUUGGAAAAUAUUCAAUGUGUGUGAACAGUGAAGUUGGAAAAUGUUGUGGCCAAAGGUGUGUGAUUCACAUUCAUACGAUAUCGCACAAACAGGGGAAAAAACCGCGUAUUAAAAGGAAACAGCAAAGGCUUUGCAUAUUUUCGAUCUAUGUUUAAAAAUCUGUACAACGAACACGAGAAAAAACUGGAGAGAAGCAACAGCAGCAAAAAAAUUGAAACAAAUCAAAUACUGUCACGAUAUCUAUAGACGCCGAGUGAACACACUGCGAUCGCAACGCAUUUUUACCGUGCACAUCAUUUUUCCACACACUAUACGUUCAAGUCGUUUGCGUGGCCUGCACAUUUCUGGCCACGAUAUGUGCGCGUUCCUAUCAUAAUAUUGAUCGAAAAAUUGAUCUUUACGCAAACACUCCAGCCAUAAAUCACAUCACGCCAUUAUUAUUAUUCGAUUUUUUUCCCUCUUCGGUCUGCUUAUUGAAUUUCCGCAUUCAGGUGUGUGAACAAUUUGCAUACUUGAAGCGAGAGCAAAUUUUCCACAUACACACACACACACACACUCUCUCUCCUUCACUCUCGUACGCGUCAUCGCACACUUUAAAAUGAUGCAUUGAAUUUAUUUGAAUAUUAAUUAUUAUUUACACAUUCAUCCAAAAGUAAUGUUAGUUCAAAAUGAAAAAAAAAUGCACAUUAUAUGAAGAAAUUAAUGAUAGGCAAUAAAAUUAUAUGAAAUAUUCGUUUACAAAACAGAUACAGCCCCCAACUACAUGCUCCCCCAUCCUUAUUAAUGAUAAAUCAUAUAUGCAUACAGCGAAUUCCGAAUCAAACCAAUUAUUCAAUGCAUUCGAUAAUAUAAAACUUGCACACAACAAGAAAAUGGUUUAAAUGUAAGAUAAUUGACGAAGACAACAAAAGAAAAGCAUGAACGAGUACCCAAUCAAAACAUACACAUACACAGCAAAACUGACAAAACCAGAGUCGAAUGACAAAUAAGAAAAAUAGCAUACUCAAGUGAUUACCGAACGUCAUUCCGAUGUGGCAAUGGCGAAUGAUUGAACGAUGUUAGGGCGAUUAGGUUGGUGGCGAAUGAAUGUUGCACUGAUGAUAUAUGAGAACGAAUGAGAUAUGGAAUACGGCUAAUGUUAUUUUUUAUUGUAUGAGGACAUUCAACUCGUUCGUUACCCCCCCCCCCCCCAUUCACAUUUAAUGUUUAAAACAUUUAAAUAACAACAAAGAACAUUACUAUUAAUCCUGUCGAAAUAAGCGUAUAUAUUUAGGUGAUAGAAUAAACAAAAGAAAUAAAUAUAUAAAUACACUUACGAUUGCAAAUUAUUUGAUUAUAUAAAUGAAACACACACACAUAAAAUAGAGGAUAUACCGGAAAAACCGAAAUAACGAGAACCAUGGCCACACAACGGUCCCACAAAAAAAACACUGCAAAUCCAUAAAAUGCAUCAGACUUUUCUUGCUCUCGCUCUCUGCAGCAACUUUUUUGCACAAUGGUUUAAUAACAAGGAAAAUCAUGAAUUAUUGUCAUUAAUAAGAACACAAAAUGAAUAAGUACUAUUUGGAAAACAGAAGAACCAACCAAACACCACAAACAGACAGAUAAAAACAAAGCCAUUUUCAAUUUUUGAGCUAUAGCAAAUGGAAAAAUGAUCAGGCAAAACACUUCGACUUUUUCAAUAGCUAUAUGAGUUCAUAAACAAACGAAAAUUGCAAGAGAAAAAGAAA
Sitodiplosis mosellana (orange wheat blossom midge) is the source of this 6503-nucleotide messenger RNA. RefSeq lists its product as uncharacterized. Lineage: Eukaryota; Metazoa; Arthropoda; Insecta; Diptera; Cecidomyiidae. The transcript is spliced from 7 exons. The coding region runs from base 2917 to 3912 and encodes 331 amino acids. The record is from RefSeq and is a predicted model, not a curated record.